AUGGCUAAAUUGUUCAGAGCGUUUUUCUUCAAGUCUCUUUUCUUCUUUUGGUACCGUUUUCUCUUUAGGCAACUCAGGAAUCUCAUCCGUUUCCACAGAAACAUUAGCAAUUCCUUUGCAACUACAACACAAUUUAAAUACCAAAAAUUCCCUUCUCUCGUUCACAGGCCAGACCUCAAUGAUCACACUUUGAUCUUUGACGUAGAAAAUGCUUUAUUGAAAUCCUCUUCUGUGUUCCCAUACUUCAUGCUUGUAGCCUUUGAAGCAGGAGGGCUUCUUAGAGCCAUAAUUUUUGUUCUUCUAUACCCUUUUGUGUGCUUAGCAGGAGAAGAAAUGGGGUUGAAGAUUAUGGUCAUGACAUGCUUCUUUGGGAUCAAAGCAGAGAGCUUCAGAGUGGGAAGGUCUGUUCUGCCAAAGGUCUUCUUGGAAGAUGUUGGUUCAGAAAUAUUUGAGGUGUUGAACAAGGGUGGGAAGAAAGUGGGUGUUAGCAAUCUACCUCAAGUUAUGGUGGAAAGCUUCUUGAGAGAGUAUUUGGACAUUGAUUUUGUUGUGGGCAGGGAGCUCAAAAUUUUCUGUGGGUAUUACGUGGGAUUGUUGGAUGAGACCAAAACUAAACAUGCUUUGGAACAAGUUCAAGAAGGCAAAGGAUGUUCCGACAUGAUCGGAAUUACAAGAUUCAACAACAUUCGUGACCAUGAAUUUUUCACUCAUUGCAAGGAAGUGUAUGCGGUGUCAGAAGCCGACAAGAGGAGCUGGCAAAAGCUAGCAAGGGAGCGAUAUCACAAAGCUCUUAUCUUUCAUGAUGGAAGAUUGGCUCUAAGACCCACUCUAAUGGUGUCAAUAGCGAUGUUGAUGUGGCUUCCAUAUGGGUUCAUUCUCGCAGUUAUUAGAAUAUCGCUUGCUCUCUCACUUCCAUUUAACAUCUCAACCCCUUUGUUGAUAUUGAGUGGGUUACGUCUUACAACAUCAUUACCCACAUCAUCAGACAACCAUGUUAAAGAAAAACCCAACAUUAGUCACGGUAAUCUUUACGUGUGUAACCACAGAACUUUGCUAGACCCUCUUUACAUCUCUUUCUCACUACAAAAGAACUUAACCGCGGUAACAUAUAGCUUAAGCAGAAUGUCUGAGAUAUUGGCCCCAAUCAAAACGGUGCGGUUAACUAGGAACCGUGAUGAAGAUGCAAAGAUGAUGAAGGAGUUGUUGAUGCAAGGGGACCUAGUUGUGUGCCCCGAAGGGACCACGUGUAGAGAGCCAUAUUUAUUAAGGUUUAGCCCUUUGUUCUCAGAAAUGUGCGAUGAAAUUGCACCCGUUGCUAUUGAUAGCCACGUUAGUAUGUUCCACGGUACAACUGCUGGAGGACUUAAGUGCUUGGACCCAGUCUUUUUUCUCAUGAAUCCAUCCCCGGUUUACAAGGUUCAGCUGUUGCACCAUGUGUCGUCACAUUCACAUAUUGACGAUCAUGAUUACGAGAAAUCGAGGUUUGAAGUGGCUAAUCAUGUACAAACAAAGAUUGGUAAUGCUUUGGGAUUUGAGUGCACUAAACUCACUAGGAAAGACAAGUACCUUAUUUUGGCUGGUAAUGAAGGCAUUGUUGCCAACAAGAAGUGUGGCAAAUCUUAG
This is a messenger RNA of Abrus precatorius (Indian licorice), 1623 nucleotides long. Its product is annotated as probable glycerol-3-phosphate acyltransferase 3. NCBI's taxonomy places the organism in Eukaryota, Viridiplantae, Streptophyta, Magnoliopsida, Fabales, Fabaceae. Gene Ontology annotation, molecular function: glycerol-3-phosphate 2-O-acyltransferase activity; phosphatase activity. Bases 1 to 1623 code for a protein of 540 amino acids. Gene Ontology annotation, biological process: cutin biosynthetic process. Gene Ontology annotation, cellular component: membrane. The transcript has 2 exons. The record is from RefSeq and is a predicted model, not a curated record.